Emiliania huxleyi CCMP1516 is the source of this 639-nucleotide messenger RNA. RefSeq lists its product as hypothetical. Lineage: Eukaryota; Haptophyta; Isochrysidales; Noelaerhabdaceae. The record is from RefSeq and is a predicted model, not a curated record. The coding region runs from base 1 to 639 and encodes 212 amino acids. Gene Ontology annotation, biological process: regulation of DNA-templated transcription. The transcript is spliced from 3 exons. Gene Ontology annotation, molecular function: DNA binding; DNA-binding transcription factor activity.
AUGGCGAUGCGGCCUCGCCGCCCGCGCAAGGUCGCGGACGGCUCUGGCGAGCCGGCGGCCCGCGGCAAGCAGCAGCACUCGAGGAGCGGAGCAGGUGAGUCUCGUGGCGGCGGCGGCGAGGAGAGCGACGGGGAGGGAGGGGCGCCGGAGGCCGGCGAGCCCGCCGAGAAGAAGGCGCGCUUCGUCUGGACGCCGGAGAUGCACCUUCGGUUCGAGCGGGCCGUCCACAAGCUCGGCGUGCCGCACGCGAAGCCGCAGGCCAUCCGGCAGCUGAUGGGAUGCGAGGGGGAGGAGUACGCGCCGACGCGGCAGAACAUCAAGUCGCACCUCCAAAAGUACCGCCAGAGCCGGCAGAACUCGAGCCACGCCGCCGACGGGCCGACGAUGCGCCCCGAGCAGCUGACCCGCCUCGCGCAGCACGUCAUGCUGCAGCGGCAGCUGCUGCACCAUCUCUUCGCGCUGCUGCAGGCGCACACGGAGGACGUGAUGCGCGAAGGCGGGCUCGGCGCGAGCCAGGCGGGCGCGCUGCAGGGCCUCUCUUCGCCGCUCGGGCAGUCCCAGCCCAUCGACGUGCCAGAGGUAUCUUCGCAGCUCGAGGUCUUCGGCGGCUUCGACGGCAUGGACAGCUCCGUCGGCUGA